Messenger RNA from Daldinia childiae, 6846 nucleotides. RefSeq names its product Lovastatin diketide synthase LovF. The record is from RefSeq and is a predicted model, not a curated record. The coding region runs from base 1 to 6846 and encodes 2281 amino acids. Gene Ontology annotation, molecular function: phosphopantetheine binding; fatty acid synthase activity; oxidoreductase activity. The transcript is spliced from 9 exons. NCBI's taxonomy places the organism in Eukaryota, Fungi, Ascomycota, Sordariomycetes, Xylariales, Hypoxylaceae. Gene Ontology annotation, biological process: fatty acid biosynthetic process; secondary metabolite biosynthetic process.
AUGUCCGUUCAUAUGGAGAACCCUUCAACCCAUUCUGUUGCCAUUGUUGGCAUGGCCUGCAAGUUUCCUGGAGACGCUACUAGUCCUUCCAAGCUCUGGGAUCUCUGUACCGGUGGUCAAGAUGCUUGGUCAGAGAUUCCAAAGGACCGGUUUGACGUGAGAUCGCUGUACGAUGCGGACUCGGAGAGGAUUGGCAGAAGCCACGCAAUUGGUGGUUACUUUUUGAAAGAGGACGUGGCUAGAUUUGAUGCUGGAUUUUUCAAUUUUCCAGCAGAUGUAGCAAGUUCUAUGGAUCCCCAGUUAAGAAUGCUACUCGAAUCGGUGUAUGAAGGGACAGAAGAUGCUGGUAUCCCACUGGAGAAGCUUGCCGGCUCAAAUACGUCUGUAUUUAUUGGAUGCUACGCUAAGGACUACCAAGAUAUUCAGACACGAGACCCCGAAUCAAUGCCAACACCAUUCGUGACAACCAACUUUAUGACCAUGCUCGCGAAUCGCGUCUCUCACUUUUAUGAUUUGAAAGGGGCUAGUAUGACGAUUGAUACCGGCUGCUCAGGUGGCUUAGUAGCAUUACAUCAAGGAUGUCAGGCCAUCCGUUCGGGCGAGUCUGAUAUGUCAAUUAUUGGGGCGUCCAGCUUGAUACUGAGCCAAGACAUGUUUAUCAGCCUAUCUUCCGUUGGGCUUCUUGGUCCCGAUGGCAAAUGUUAUGCAUGGGAUGCGCGAGCUCAAGGAUACGGCAGAGGGGAAGGUGUCGCUGUACUGGUUCUUAAAUCUGUAGAUGCCGCGGUAAGGGACGGGGAUCGUAUUCACGCAAUGAUUCGAGGAAGUGGUUUGAAUCAAGACGGAAAGACAUCUACGAUAACAUCACCAUCUUUGGAGGCUCAAGUUAAACUAAUUAACACUUGCUACAGUAAUGCCGGACUGGACCUUUCGGAAAUAGGUUACGUAGAAGCUCAUAUGACAGGAACAAAAGUAGGAGAUUAUAUCGAGGCCAAGGCCCUUGCUACAACAUUUGGGGAAAAUACAACUGGUGGUCCGAUUUUGGUUGGUUCCAUCAAAACCAAUAUAGGACACACGGAGCCUGUUAGUGGCCUCGCGGCAGUCAUCAAGACCGCACUCUCCCUAAAGCACGGUCAAAUCGCGCCCAAUAUGAACUACGAAGAGAAGAAUCCAAUGAUAAAACUAGAAGAGUGGAACUUAAAGGGGAAUAACAAGGUCCCAACUGAGCUUACCCCAUGGCCCCAGGAGAAGCCAUUCCGGGCGUCGAUCAACAAUUUUGGAUAUGGUGGUAGCAAUUCUCACGUUAUUUUAGAGCGUGCGCCAAAUGUGCAGUCUGGAACGAAUAAAGUCAAUGGGCAUACUACUUGCCGGGACGACGCACACAGUUCUAGCGCCCAUCGGGUUUAUCUUCUUAGUGCUAAGGACGCAAACUCUUGCCAGCAAAUGGCAAAAAACCUAGCCGCUUUCCUCCACCAAUCCAGCCAGGGGGGGUACAGCUUAUCUCUUAGUAGCCUGGCAUACACCCUGGCUGAACGACGCUCGCGACUCCCUUGGAUGAUAGCAGUUCGGGCCAGCAACUUAGAGGAACUAACGGUACAACUAGAGCAUUCAUCAGCGAAAACACCGUUGCAUUCUACGAGGCGCCCACGUCUGGGAUUUGUUUUUAACGGCCAGGGUGCUCAAUGGUAUGCGAUGGGCCGAGAGCUUAUUACAGCCUAUCCCGUCUUCGACGCCGCGAUUCACGAGGCAGACCAAAUCCUAAAAGACUAUGGAGCAACGUGGUCUCUAUACGAUGAACUGAUGCGCGAUGAACACUCAACUCGUGUGGGAGAUAUAAACCUUUCUCAACCCAUAAGCGUUGCUCUCCAGUUAUGCAUAGUCGACCUUUUGAAGUCAUGGGGAAUAAUUCCUUCAAUUGUUACUAGUCAUUCAAGCGGCGAGAUUGCGGCUGCAUAUGCGGUAAACGCAUUAACAGCCAGGGAAGCUCUCGGUAUAGUCUACUUCCGCGGUGAACUUGCCCUCAAGUAUCACAAGAUAUCGCCUGUCAUCGGUGGUAUGCUCGCUGCUGGAGUCGGCCCGGAUCAGGCUGACCAGUAUAUUAAGAAUACCACAAGCGGUCGUGUAGUGGUCGCAUGUAUUAACAGUCAGGAGAGCGUCACACUUUCAGGGGACGAACCAGCUAUCAACGAGGUCGCGUCGCAACUAGAAAAAGAUGGAAAAUUCUCCAGGAAAUUAAAGGUCCCUCUUGCGUAUCACUCUCACCACAUGCUGCCAAUGGCUCAGGAUUAUAUAGAGGCUUGUCGUGAUAUUGUCCCUGGAUACAGAGGGUGGGAUAAGGAUGUUGUAUUUGCGUCACCGGUAACGGGCAAUAUCGUCUCCCCUGACAUCCUGACACCAGAGCACUGGGCUCGUAACCUUACUAAUCCUGUCCGCUUCAGCGAAGCAUUUGAAAGCAUAUGUCAAUCUGACGCAAAUGUGGACAUGGUAGUGGAGGUGGGAGCACACAGUACCCUCGCGGGUCCUAUUAGGCAAAUUCUCAACGGUAGAAAGAUAGCAUAUGCGGCUUGUCUAAAGAGAAAUAUUGACGCCGUUGAGACUAUGCAGAGUCUCGUUUGCGAGCUAUUAGCACGGGGUUAUCCAGUGGACCUAAGCGCAGUAAACGAACCGUUAAGCGAGGCAACACCGGCUUUUAUAGCAGACCUACCUACAUAUCCAUGGAACCACAGCACGCGAUACUGGGUAGAACCGAGGAUCAAUAAGGAUACUCGUUAUAAGAAGUUCCCUCCACAUGAGCUUCUUGGUCUUCCUAUUUCUGGUAGCACUGAACCAAUAGCCCCCUGGAGGAACUUUUUACGCUUAUCGGACCUCCCGUGGCUCAUUGAUCACCAGGUCGACUCUAAGGUUAUUUUCCCUGCCGCCGGCUACAUUUCAAUGGCCAUUGAGGCUGCCCGUCUCCUCAAAGAUGUCGGUUCGAACAUUCAGGGAUUCCGGCUAAGGGAUGUCGAUAUCGUAAAUGCUUUAACGAUUCCAGAAUCCUCGAGUGGGAUCGAAGUGCAUACGCAUCUUCGGCCGUGCAGCGAGAAGGAGAUGGACCAUAUAGGCUGGUACGAGUUUGUGAUAAGCUCUAUAGACAAUGACACUCUAAUCAAGAAUUGUUCCGGAUUCGUCUCUGUUGAGAUGGAUAAUUCUAAUAGGUCAUCACUCUUUCGUGAUACAGAAAGCCCUCGAGAAGAUUCAUUCUUCGCUUCUAGCGCGAACAAGCGAGACGUCGACGCAGAGUCAGUAUAUGCUACUAUGCGACAGAUGGGCCUCCAUCAUGGGCCAGCCUUUAAGAAUUUGUUCGGUGGUGUCGCUGCGGGCGGGAAGGCAAUCUUAGGUUUAUCUAUUCCAGCGGUAGCCUCUGAAACCUUUGACUACAUCAUUCACCCUACAACACUAGACACCAUUAUCCAAGCUACAUAUGGCGGCUUACAAAAGAGGCUCUAUCAGGGGUCUAUGGUACUCCCUAGAUCAAUGGAUUCGAUGUACGUACCUUACAGCUUAGAAAGACAAGCUGGCAGCAAACUCAAAGUCUAUACCGAGUUACGUGAGUCAGGUAAACGUGGCUUUACGUCGAACGUCGUGGUUUCGAACGCUGGGAGUAACAGUGACGCCUCGUCAAUCUCGUUUCUUCGAAUCAAAGAUUUCCACUGUCAAGCUAUCCCCAUGAAUUUUGACGACACCACACAAGACCAACAAUACCCACUUUGCUCUAAGAGCCAUUGGGAAAUCGAUGUAUCAUACCAGAUCCCCGCCGCUAUCAAAGACAUUAUGAAAAUCUUCUUGAACGAUACGGAGGCAGAUUCCGAGAAGAAACUCCUUCGGGCAUCGUACUACUUCAUAUACGACGCUGUAGCUCAGCUCAAAGGAGACGAGAAAAAAAGCUGGGCCUGGCAUCAUAAAGUAUUUUACAAUUGGAUGGAGCAAGUGGUCGUACUUGGUACUAGUGGUACCUUGAGUCCCGGUUGUAAAGCGUGGUCAAGAGCCUCGAAUGGAAUGAAGCAAAUGCUAAACGAUGAACUCGAUGCUGGGGAUGCAUCUGGAAAGCUUGUGGUGCGGGUUGGCCGCGCUCUCACUAGGAUCAUUCGAGGAGAGAUUAUGCCACUCGAGCUCAUGCUAGAAGGAGCAGGCACAGGAGGAACUACGCAACCAGUUCUAGAAGCUUUUAGUCCCCAUGGAGAUGGCUCCGGAUCUCUUCUUGGCCAUUACACAUUCACCGACGUUUCAGCUGGGUUUUUUGAGGCCGCCCAGAAGAAGUUGGCGGGGUGGACAAGCAUGAUGGAUUUCAUAAAACUUGACAUCGAAACAGACCCAGCUACCCAGUCAAUCACUGGUACCUACGACAUUAUUGUUGCCUCCAUGGUCCUCCAUGCAACUAAGAGCAUGCACAAGACGCUUUCGCACGUUCGUCAACUCCUUAAACCAAGAGGAAAGCUCCUUCUAAUCGAAGCCACACAAGAUCGACUUGAUACACAACUGAUAUUCGGGCUACUCCCGGGAUGGUGGCUUAGCGAGGAGUCAUUCCGAAGAAACAGUCCAAACAUGUCGUUACAGACUUGGGAUGGCCUGUUGAAGGAUUCCGGCUUUUCAGGCAUUGACUUUGAGAUUGGAGACUGCGAAGAGAACCAGUUCAAGAGCAAUAGUAUCAUUCUGACUACUGCCGUGGCGACGCCGUCUUACCCAUUGAGAAUUUCUAUCGUGAACAUCGCGCCAUAUUCUCAAAAAUGGGUAAAGCAGCUUGCCGAGACGAUACAGCAACGGACUGGCAUUUCACCUUCCGUGGAGAACUUGGGAGAGGUGAAGUCGAUUCAAGAUAAGGUCUGCAUUCUCACGGCUGAAAUGGAUGCACCUUUCCUCGAAAAGGCCGACGCCGCUUCUUUCGGGAUGAUACAGAAUCUAGUUGUCAACAGUCGAGGAGUACUCUGGCUAAGCUGUGGCAGCAUGAUUGACCCCCAAGUGCCUCAAUUUGCUCAAACUCAAGGUUUGUUGCGGACCUUGCGCCAAGAGCACUCGAACAAUCGAUACGUCCAGCUCGAUUUUGAGCAAAGCACUAUCCCGUGGACCGAAGAUAAGAUAGAUUUCGUCCUCCAUGUCUUUCAGCAGACCUUUGACUAUAAUAAGGAGAGUGGCAGUAUCGAUUGGGAGUAUGCAGUAAAGGAUUCUAAUCUUUACGUUCCCAGGGUCUACGCGGAUCAGAAAGGGGGCGGUAAUAAUACUGACCAAAUCCCCCAGCCGCAACUGUUUUAUCAACCAGGUCGUAAAUUCGUUUUGGAACCGUCCAGUACAGGUUUAUUAAGUGAUGCGAGUUUUAUGGAUGAAGUGCUAUACGAUGACUUACCUGACGGGAUGGUAGAAAUUAAAACAAGAGCGUUUGGACUAAAUUCCCGAAAUAUUAUGAGUGUGUUGGGUAAACUACCUCAUGAUGCGGUUGUUGCCCAUGACUGCGCCGGUAUUGUUACAAGAUUGGGGCAGCAUACGGAGCAGAGCGACCUGAAGGUUGGCGAUAGGGUUUGCGGAAUUGUCUCCGGACAUCUUGCCAGUUCAAGCCUGGCGCAUUGGAGCAGCGUUUCGAAGCUUCCUGAAGACCUCUCUUGGGAAGAAGGAGCCGCAAUUCCAAUUGCCUAUGCUACCGCUUAUCACUCUCUCGUACGCAUUGCUGGUCUGGCUAGAGGCGAGACCGUUUUGAUCCAUGCAGCCGCUGGAGGAGUCGGCCAGGCAGCCAUCAUUAUCGCCCAGCAUAUCGGAGCUGACGUGUUCGUAACCUGCAGCACAGAAGCAAAGAGAGAUAUGCUGGUUGAGAAUUACGGCCUCAGUGUUGAACGCGUUUAUUCAAGCAGGGAUAUUAGUUUUGCACCAGGUAUCAUGACAGCUACCGGCGGCAGGGGCGUUGAUGUCAUUCUUAACUCCCUCUCUGGGCCUUUGCUGAAGGAAACGUGGAGCUGCAUUGCCCCCUUUGGUCGAUUCGUCGAAAUUGGCAAAUCCGAUAUCGAGGCGGCGAGGCGACUAGACAUAACCCCUUUUGGUCGCUGUGCAACGUAUGUUGGGUUUGACAUCGCCCUACUAAACGAGUACGAUCAUUUACGUACUCGUGAAGCUCUGGUCGAGGUUGGACACACAUCACAGGCCAACUAUGCUGCCGGAAAUAGCUUCCAGGACGCCUUAGCACGAUAUCGGACGCGGGAUGGCCUGCUUUCCGUGAGCCUUGAUCUCAGUGCCGUCACCGACGUCGGCUACGUUGCCGACGAGAAUACCGCGACAGGAAAAAACUCUGCGGGUGCCCGAAUCGAGGCUCUCGGCUCUGUCUCGCUCAAUAUAGAUGCCAUACUACGCAUCCUCGAGGCUGUAGUUCUCGGACCUGAGCGCAUUCAGCCAGAUGAUUCCCAAGUCAUCAUCGGUUUAAGAACAUGGGAUCAGUUACCAGAGGACUGUCCUGUCCGACAAGAUCCUCGCUUCGGUACACUACGGCUAGCUAGUCCUCGCGGGGCGGUGAGAGCCGAUUCCACGACGGUCGAAGAAGCAGCCAACCCGACUAAUAUGAUGGCACGAGCCCUCGACGCACCUACCGAGAAGACAAAGCUUGUUGCGGCCGCGGUAGCAACACGACUAGCUACUAUCUUCGGCGUACCGGUCGAAGAAGUAGAUCUCACCGCGUCUAUGACUACGCACGGGGUUGACUCUCUAGUUUCAGUUCAGCUACGAAACUGGCUCACGAUAGCAGCUAAGGCUAAAGUGUCCAUCUUCGAGAUCACGCAGAGUAAGUCGUUGCUGGAUUUCGCGGAGCUCGUACUAGCAAGGAGUCAAGCUGUCUGA